Messenger RNA from Danaus plexippus (monarch butterfly), 1171 nucleotides. RefSeq lists its product as uncharacterized. Gene Ontology annotation, molecular function: serine-type endopeptidase activity. The record is from RefSeq and is a predicted model, not a curated record. Lineage: Eukaryota; Metazoa; Arthropoda; Insecta; Lepidoptera; Nymphalidae. Gene Ontology annotation, biological process: proteolysis. The transcript is spliced from 6 exons. The coding region runs from base 43 to 837 and encodes 264 amino acids.
GGUGGAGCACCUAACUUCUUGGAACUCCUUUAAGUGUCAACCAUGGACCCGCCCCUGGAUCCCCGUUUUCGUCGUAUCUACAACGCGGACGAGGUAGCUUCUAUUGAAGACUAUCCCUUUCUGGCUGCUCUCCUCGUCAACAAGCAGCUUUGGUGUGGCGGCGCCAUCAUUGAUGGAGACACCGUGAUAACAGCUGCACAUUGUUUACAAUUACAAUACAACAACCGUUUCUUUCGAGAAUACGUGAAGAUGUUGUCAGUGCGAGUAGGUUCAUCCAAUGCAACUUAUGGUGGAGAACUGUAUCGAGUCACCGAGAUAUUCUUUCAUCCUAAUUACAAGCCAAACACACUGGAAUUUAACUUGGCCAUCUUAAAACUUCACAAAAAUAUAACACCGGACCAACCUAAUACACAUGUAGCCCAGAUUGACUACUCCAGUGAUAAAAAUAUACCCACCGAUAGUAAUAUUACGUUUCUUGGCUGGGGCUCCGUCAUGGGCUUCGGAGGCCUUGGGGGACAAGUUCUUCUCCAGAAAAUAGUUUUGCCGGUCUACGAUCUGGCAGAUUGUCAGGAAAUUUACGGAAGAGAUCUCGUCACCAGAAGUAACUUCUGCGCAGGAUAUAUAACUUUGACCAAAAACGUGUGCAAUCACGAUGCAGGAGGUCCAGCUAUAAUGGACGGUCUUCUAGUUGGUAUUCUCUCUUUCUCAUCCAAACGCUGCGAUGAACGCGACCAGCCAGCCGUCUUCACAACAGUAGGAGCAGUUGCUAACUGGAUUGAGACGCUAGGAGAUAAGCAGAUCAAACUCACGAAAGAAGUCAUUAAAAACCCCGACUAGCGUCAGAAGUUGGAAUGAAACAAGAAUAUCAGUUUAUUAAUAUAUUUCUUCUAAUACUGUACAAGCAAUUGAGACUAAAUGUAACACGCAAAAAUAAAAACAUUAAUAUUAAUUUUAAAACUCCAUAUAUUUCUAUUCAACAUAUAACAUUGAAUAACAUACAAUUUAAUAAUAUAUAUUUAUUUUUUUUGUGUUCGUAAGCGGAUCCUCCAAGGUCACAAAUGGAAUGAUAUCGAGCUGAUUAUAAUUAAAUGUUUAGGAUAAUAAAUAUUAAAUGGCUUUAAGCUAUCUGUAUAUACAGCAUACGACAGCCAUUUUGUUUGGCGCGAAAUUU